UCAUCCAGAUCAUAGCUAAUGAAAAAGUGGAAGAUAUCAAUGGCUGUCCCAGGAGUCAGUCUCAAAUGAUCGAGAAUGUGGACGCCUGUCUCAGCUUUUUGGAAGCCAGAGGAGUGAAUGUGCAGGGUCUCUCCGCUGAAGAAAUUCGGAAUGGGAAUCUGAAGACCAUCCUGGGGCUCUUCUUCAGCCUGUCCAGGUACAAACAGCAGCAGCAGCAGCAGCAGCAGUACUAUCAGUCCCUUGUGGAGCUCCAGCAGCAGGUUACACAUCAGGCCACUGGGGCGGCGCCAGCGAGCCAACACAAGACUCAAGACAUGCAGUCCAGCCUCACUGCACGAUAUGCAUCUCCAACGAGUCACAGCGGAAUAGCGACCGGUCAGAAGAAAAACACAAGGCUACCAGGGCCUUCCAGGGUGUCUGCUGCAGGCAGCGGAGCCAGCAAGGUCCAGGGAGCCUCGAACCUGAACCGGCGAAGCCAGAGCUUCAACAGCAUGGACAAGAGCAAGCCCCUCCAGUACGCAAGCGGGAACGACAGAGAAGCGGUGAAGGGCAUCCCCCAGCCUGGUAGCAUGAACGGGAGCACCCCUCCGCCCUCCGUCCCCGCCGGGCAGCAGCUGGCCUCUGCCAUCCCGUCCCCCGCCGCCGGCAAGUCCUGGCGGAGCAAGUCCAUGAGCAUGAAGCACAGCGCCACCUCCUCCAUGCUGGCCGUCAAGUCGCCCAGCCCCACCACCUCGCCCCCGCCCACCCCUGCCCCCGCCUCCGACCGCCUCAAGCCCCCGCUGACGGAGGCGUCCAAGGGCGGGGGGCAGAGGUCCAUGCUGGAGAAGUUCCGGCUCAUCAACACCCGUGGGAACACUAGGCCAGGGGUGGAGCCGGGACUGAGGGAGGAAGAGGAGGAGGGGUCAGAGUAUGGAGAGGAGGGGACCCCCCUGGCCCCCUGCAGCAGCCACAAGCAGUCUGCCAGCAGCGCGGCGGCAGCCAAGAGUUCCGGCAAGGCCCUGGGGGGCAAGUCCCUGCCCCAGCCUAAAGAGAAGGACGACAAAGCCAAGGGCAAAGGCAAAGCUGGGAUGCCCUCCAAGGAGGAGAAGGAGCAGCCAGCCGAGCCCGUCAAGAAGACGUCCAAAAUCGCCAGCCUCAUCCCCAAGGGGGGGAAGUCCUCAGCGCUGAAGAAGGAGGGGGCCCCUCCGGCCUCCAGCGGAAUCCCCAAGCCGGGAAUGAAGGCGUCCCCGUCCUCCUCCGGGGGAAAACUGUCUGCUGGUGGAGCUAGCCUGGCAGGCCCGGCUGGCCCGGGUGGUGAGAAAGCCAAGCUGGCGAAGGGGAGCCAGGCGUACUACUCGCCGCGGGCACUGGGGGGCCUGGAGGGCCGGCGCACCAGCAUGGUGUCCUCCACCAGCACGUCGGCGCUGUCGGGCGCCACGGCCACUGCGGGAGGGCCCCUUACCGGGAACGGAACUGUGCAGCUCCCCCAGCAGCAGCAGCUCAACCACCCCAACACAGCCACCGUCGCCCCCUUCAUGUACCGCACCUACUCGGAGAACGACUGCACCAUCGUGGCCCCCGCAGACUCCUGCAUCAGCCCCACCAAGACAGACCUGGUCUACAGCAAGACGGCCAAGCAGUGCCUUGAGGAGAUUUCAGGGGAGGACCCGGAGACGAGACGGAUGCGCACCGUGCGCAACAUCGCCGACCUGCGGCAGAACCUGGAGGAGACCAUGUCCAGCCUGCGGGGGACGCAGAUCAGCCACAGCACCUUGGAGACGACCUUCGACAGCACGGUCACCACGGAGGUGAACGGGCGCAGCAUCCCCGCCCUGGCCAGCCGGUCCUCCCCCAUGUCCUGGCGAUUGGGCCAGUCCCCAAGCCCCCGCCUGCAGGCCGGAGACGCCCCCUCCCUGCCCGGCGGGUACCCCCCACCCCGAUCCGGUGGUGGCACGGGACGCUUUGCGCACGCCGACCCCUCCCGCUUUGUGUACACCGCGCCCCUGCGGCGGGCGGCGGCAGCCGGGGCGAGGGGGGCGGAGCUGGGGGAAAAGGGCGGAGCAGAGGGCGGUCCCGAGGCAGACGUGGCAGGGUACAUGAGCGACGGGGACAUCUUGGGGAAGAACGUGAGGGCGGAAGAUGUCAGCAGCGGAUACCUGACUGACGGAGGCCUCAACCUAUACUCUCGAAACAUGGGCCGGGCCCCAGACCUGGCCCCUUCCCGUGACGUCAUCCAGAGGGGCGUCAGCGAGGUGCAGGGAACAGGGGAUGUGGACAGUUGGGAUGACAGCAGCUCUGUCAGCAGUGGGCUCAGUGACACAUUAGACAAUAUCAGCACGGAUGACCUGAACACCCCCUCCUACUCCAGUGUCUCAGCCUCCCCUCGCAAGAGCAAGGAAGCCCAGCCCAAGGCAGACGCUUUGAAGCAGUCAGACCAUGAGAGCAGCAACUGGGGCGGAGCUGAGGAUCUGAAGAAGUCAGACGAGGGGCUGGACAACAGCAUGGACCCCGCCUCCAAGUGGAAGCCUUCCUCCUCCUCCUCUUCCUCUCCAGGGCACUACGAGGACCCCGACAGGGCGGGACAGAGGUCAGGGUUGCCCAUGUCCCAGACGGGCUCCUGGAGGAGGGGCAUGAGUGCACAGGUUGGAAUCACCCCGCCCAGGACCAAAGGCACCACCGGAGCCCUCAAAACCCCCGGUAAAACGGACGAUGCCAAGGCUUCAGAGAAGGGCAAGAUUCCCUCCAAGGGCUCGGGCAUCCAGCGCUCGCCCUCCGACGCGGGGAAGAGCAGCGGGGACGAGGGGAAGAAGCCUCCCUCGGGCAUCGCCCGGCCGCCCGCCACCAGCUCCUUCGGCUUCAAGAAGAUGGCGGGCCCGUCAGGGUCGCUGAUCACAGCCAGCGGGGCGGCGCUCAGCAGUGGCUCGGCCACGCUGGGCAAGAUCCCCAAGUCCCCGGCCAUCGGGAAGGGUGGGGCGGGGGGCGGGGGGCGUAAGACCAGCCUGGACGGCUCGCAGCCACAGGAUGACGGAGUGCUGCUGGGGUGCGGGGGGUCCCGGGUUCCCCUGCAGUACCGCUCCCUGCCCCGCCCGGCCAAAUCGUCCAGCAGCGGCGUGGUCGGCCGUGCCACCGGACACCGCUCCAGCUCCAGCAGCGUCGAUUCCAACGUCAGCGGCAAGUCGGGCGGCGCCAAGCGCAGGGACCCCGGCAAGGUGGGGUCUGGACGCUCCAGCCCCGUCACCGUCAACCAGACCGACAAGGAGAAGGUGGCGGUGGCUGACCCAGAGGGGGCGUGUCUGUCCACCUCGCCCAAGGCCAGCCCCACCUCUGCCAGCCAGUCCGGCCUGCGGCAGCCGGGGUCAAAAUACCCCGACAUCGCCUCUCCUACCUUUCGCAGGUUGUUCGGCGCCAAAGCCAGCAGCAAGCCCAGCUCCCCCGGCACGCCCGACUCCGGGAAGUGCCCGUCGGCGCUGGGCAGCCCCCACGCCACGCUGGCUCGGCAGGUGAGCCUGGAGUCGCCCUCCUCUGGGACGGGCAGUUUGGGCAGCGCGGGCGGGCAGAGCGGGGGCAGCAGCCCCCUCUAUGGCAGGGCCCCCGAGCUGGGCACAGGCGACGCCUCCCUGGCCUCCAGCCCUGCCUCUGGCCUCUCCAUGGCCUCCGGGGGCAGGCCCUGGCCGGCCAGCCUCAGCGGGUCCUCAGCCGGCAGCAAGGAUACGCUGAGCUGCCAGAGCAUGACCAGCCUGCACACCAGUUCCGAGUCCAUCGACCUGGCCAUCGGCCACCACGGCUCCCUCACCGGCCUGGCCUCUGGGCCCAAGGUCACCCGCACCGGCAGCGUCAAGUCCACGCUCUCCGAGGGCAUGCCUCUUGACAGAAACACACUCCCCAAAAAGGGACUAAGGUACCCCCCCUCAUCUCGACAGACGUCCCAUGAGGAGGGGAAGGAGUGGCUUCGCUCUCAUUCCACAGGGGGGCUGCAGGACACAGGGAGCCAGUCCCCUCUGUCCCCAUCGGGGACGUCCUGCUCCGCUGCUGGCAAAUACCACUACUCCAACCUCCUGAGCCCCACCAGCCUGUCCCAGUUCAGCCUGGCCGGACCCAGCAUGAGUCGCUCCAACAGCAUCCCAGCGCAGGACUCGUCCCUGGACCUGUAUGGGGAGGCACACCCACUGGGAGGCAGUGCCACCUCCUUGGAGGACCGGCCGCGGGGCAUGAGCCGGUCCGGAUCCUUCCGGGACAGCAUGGAGGAAGUCCAUGGAUCCUCACUGUCAUUGGUCUCCAGCACAUCCUCUCUAUACUCAGCGACAGAAGAAAAGGCCUACUCAGAGCAAAUCAGGAAACUGCGGCGAGAGCUGGACGCCUCCCAGGAAAAGGUCGCGACUUUGACAUCUCAGCUGUCUGCCAACGCUCACCUGGUGGCCGCCUUUGAGAAAAGUCUGGGGAACAUGACCUGCCGACUGCAGAGCCUCACAAUGACCGCUGAACAGAAGGAGUCAGAGCUAGCGGAGCUGAGGGAGACCAUCGAAGCUCUGAAAGCACAGAACACCGACGCUCAGACGGCCAUCCAAGUGGCACUUAAUGGCCCCGACCAUGUCCACAAAGAUCUACGCAUCAGAAGGCAGCAUUCGUCCGACAGCAUGUCCAGCAUCAACAGCGGCACCAGCCACUCCAGCAUCGGCAGCGGGGCCGACGCGGAGGCCAAGAAGAAGAAGAAGAAGAGCUGGGUGGCUGACUCCAUCCCUGCGCAGUUGCGGAGCUCUUUCAAGCAGGCCUUCAGUAAGAAGAAGCCCAACAAGCCGCCCUCGCCCCACUCGGACAUCGAGGAGCAGACGGACUCCUCCCUGCCCUCCUCUCCCAAGCUGCAGCACGGUGCCAAGCAGGGGAGUGUCGCCUCUCUCAGGCUGUCCACGUCCACUACAGAGCUGUGUGAGUGCACUGAGGCCGAGGCCGAGAUCAUCCUGCAGCUGAAGAACGAGCUGAGAGAGAAGGAGCUGAAGUUGACGGACAUCCGCCUGGAGGCCCUAAGCUCCGCCCACCACCUGGACCAGAUCCGCGAGGCCAUGAACCGCAUGCAGAACGAGAUCGAGCUGCUGAAGGCCGAGAACGACAGGCUGAAGUCCACUGGGAACACUGCCCCUGCCUCCGCCCCCGUCAAGAUGACACGCCCACCCUCUGAGACCUCCAGCACCUCCUCGUCCUCCUCCCGCCAGUCGCUGGGGCUGUCACUCAACAACCUCAACAUCACCGACACCAUCAUGUCAGAUAUCCUCCUGGAUGACGGGUAUGAAGGCAAUCUAAGGAAAGAGGGUCGGAGUGUGAGAAUUGUGGUCACAAUCGGUGAUGGAUCCAAUAAGACCAAGGGUACGAAAUUCCAGGAGUAUCUCAUUGGAUCCAUUGGUGUGAGUGGGAAGACUAAGUGGGAUGUGUUAGAUGGUGUCAUCCGACGCUUGUUCAAGGAGUAUGUAUUCCGGGUGGACCCGCUGACCAGCCUGGGGCUGAACUCAGACAGCAUCGUCAGCUACAGGAUGGGUGAUGUGGUGCGAGCUCACGCCUCCGAGGUACCCGAGCUGCUGCCCUGCGGGUACCUGGUGGGAGACAACAACGUCAUCACCGUCAGCCUCAAAGGUGUGAAAGAGAACAGCAUCGACGGGCUGGUGUUCGACACGCUGAUCCCCAAAACCAUCAUCCAGCGCUACCUGAACCUGCUGAUGGAGCACCGCCGGAUCAUCCUGUCCGGGCCCAGCGGCACCGGCAAGUCCUUCCUGGCCAGCAAGCUGGCCGAGUACAUUAUUGCCAAGUCCGGCAGGGAGGUCACCGAGGGCAGCGUGGCCAGCUUCAAUGUGGACCACAAGUCCAGCAAGGACCUGCGGCAGUAUUUGUCCAGCCUGGCAGAGCAGUGCAGCUCAGAGGAGACUGAUACGGAGCUCCCCCUAGUGGUUAUCCUGGACAACCUCCACCACAUCGGCUCUCUCAGCGACAUCUUCAACGGGUUUCUCAACUGCAAAUAUCACAAAUGCCCUUAUGUCAUCGGAACCAUGAACCAGGGUGUGUCGUCCUCACCCAAUCUGGAGCUUCACCACAAUUUCAGGUGGGUGCUGUGCGCCAACCACACGGAGCCCGUGAAGGGCUUCUUGGGGCGCUACCUGCGCAGGAAGCUGAUCGAGACAGAGAUCGACAAGAACAUGCGCAGCAACGACCUCAUCAAGAUCAUCGACUGGAUCCCCAAGACCUGGCAGCACCUCAACAGCUUCCUGGAGGCCCACAGCUCCUCCGACGUCACCAUCGGCCCCCGGCUCUUCCUGUCCUGUCCCAUGGAUGCGGAUGGCUCUCGCGUGUGGUUCACUGACCUGUGGAACUACUCCCUGGUACCCUACCUGCUGGAGGCAGUGAGGGAGGGGCUCCAGUUGUAUGGUAAGAGGGCUGUGUGGGAGGACCCCUCCAAGUGGGUGAUUGACACUUACCCCUGGAGCUCCGCCUCUUCCCAGCAUGACUGGCAGUCCUUGCUUCAGCUGAGGCCGGAGGACGUGGGUUACGAUGGGUGCAGCGGGGCCAAAGAGGGGGCGGCCUCCAAACAGGUCUCCCAGAGCGACACAGAGGGAGACCCACUGAUGAACAUGCUGAUGAGGCUGCAGGAGGCCGCCAACUAUUCCAGCGCUCAGAGCUGUGACAGUGACAGCGCCAGUCACCAUGACGACCUGCUCGACACAUCACUGGAGUCCACCCUGUAGAGGAGGCUCAGGGCAGCCUGGGGUAAAGGCGUUUCCAUGGGAAACGGAGCCAAGCGCUUUUUUGGCGGGAAAACAGAACCCCUCGCCCCUUCGCACGUCCGGGCCCUGAAAUGAGGCAGGUCACAGAGUGCUGUGGGUAUGGAGUCACUUCCUGUUCAGGGGUUAAAAUAAAAAAAAAAAAGAGAAAAGAAAAAAGUUGUGUAGAAAAGUUCAAGUUGAUCUGAUUCUGGUGCGUUUCCAUGUGUACGGAGGCGAGAGACAGGCCUCCAUUUCUCAACUGGAAGUGGUGUCCCUCAUUGGGCGCCAAAAUGCAGGCUGCACACACGGUGAAAAGAAACUAUAGAAAUAUAUUAAGGUGAAACUGGAAUUUUGAUUUCGUUUAUUAUUAUUAUUUUGUGUUAAGUUUGUAAUUACGGCAGACGUUUACAGGGCAUAUUCACGUUUUGUUUACUGAGGUGCUGCAGAGAUGGCGAGUGCCAGUCUAAAUUGGCCCUGACCUCAGUUGAGCCACGCGGUUCUAGUCAUGUGACUAAGCCAGUCUCUGGUUUACAAAAUGGCGCCCGCUCCAAGAUCCAUGCAACCUGUUCACAAACAAGCACAAAGCGCAUUGUGCCACAUCCAGGCAACCACUACUGUGAAACACUGGACAAGUGCCAAUCGUAACUUGUGAUUACUGCCAAGUGCACAGUGACAUAGACAUCCACCUUUGCUGCAUAGUUUACUAAAACACAUUCUUCAUUUUGUUCUAUUUUCCUAGUUCUUUUUUUUUUUUCAAGCUCACACACCUGUCAGUCACCCCUUUCCUUAUGGAUAAAUAGCACUAUACCAACAGAAAGCUGCUAAGUGCUGUAAAUUUGAACUCACGGCUUCUAAUCAAAGGACCUGAUCAAGAAGGGAACAAAUUUGACAAUGGUGCUUUCUCACUGCCUUAAAUUUGCGAACACGUUUCAAAGAACCAGGCUGGUUUAAUUAUUCCUAAGCAUGGAUCUCUGACCGUUCCUUAUGGAAACACAGACAAGUACAGGACAUGCACGCUAUAUGUACUGUUAUUGUGUGUUCUCUCAGCACACGUUUUUUUUUGUAGUGGAAGUUAAAGAAUGGCAAAUGAGGAGAACUGCACUUCCUGUGGAGGACUUAGUCGGAGGCAAAACCUUCCCACAAUCCCUGUCAGCCGCCACACCACUUAUCUAGGUUAAAUGUUAUUUUUUUCUAAUCUAUGGUUUUUCUUAAAACUGUGGCUGUCAGAAACACAUAGGGAAGAUCUAUAGAAAAGAAAAUUGAAGGUAUGGGUAUGGGUAGUUUUUUUGUUGUUUUUUUUUUUUUUUGUUCACUGUUUUUACCCAGUUGACCUGGGAUCAGCUGAACUGGCAUGAGCACAAACCCAGUGAGCAGGUCAUUUUGAUUAUAUGAUAUUUACAUGAAAAACAAAGUUUACUUUUGCAAACAGAACGAGGUGACGAUGAAGAUCGGCGCGGAUGGAGACCGCUUAGAGUAUUUUAGUUUUUUUUUUUUUCUUUUUCUUUAAUGAAAAAAAAAAAUAUGCUGGUUGGUUUUGCACAGUUAUUUGGGGUUGGGGAAAUUGUAAAUAUGAAGUCUUGCACAGUGAAUCAAAGAUGCAUUCUACCCUGUCAAUGUUAACUUUAUGCUUAACUUGCUGAGAAUUAUUGUACUUUGCAAACAAAAAAAGAAGAAGAACUGCAAACCAACGAGCUGUUAGAGACCGGUGUGCGUUGUCUUGUAAUGAUUGGUUGUUUUGCCUAUGCAGGAGCUACACAAUAUAUAGAAGCAUGUAAUUCUGAUAACAUUCAUGCAAAAAGUCUGCUCAACCACGGUUCAGGGGAGCCAGACCUGGGGGUCAGUAGAUCUGUUUUACAAAUAAUGUUGUGACAAGGAAGAAAAUCAAGCCAAAAAUAGUUAAAAUCUUUUUUCUCUGGAUGUUUUCCUUAUGCAAAGUAUAGAUAAAAAAAAUAUUGAAAUUGAAAACAGGAAAAAAAUAAGUCUUUGGCAUCAUGGCAUCUGUUGAAUCUGCCCAUUGUUCUAUUGCGGCCAUUUCUCUGUUAUAGUCAUAUUCACUGGCAGUGUAUUUAAGAGAUUUCUUAACUGGCUACCAAUUAUGAAUGAUGUAUUUCUGUUUCAGUUUAUAGGUUUCUGUUACAAGGUGCUCUACUGGCCUGCUGACAGUUGAUCACAAAAAGUGGGUGUAAAACACAAGCAACCGGUGCUAGCAGUCUUCUCAGCCAACCACAGAUAAAUUCCAACAGUAGUUUACAGCUUUGCAAAAAAAAAGAUGCUAACAAUGGUGUCAAAACCCUCAGGACAAUCCUGCUUUCUGUGCUCGACUCUUUGGCCUUUGUGUCUCUUCCACAUAUUAUUUUCCGCCCACACCUUACCCCAACCGCUCGCCCAGGAUCUGUUUCUUUUUUUUUUUGCACAGAUUGGCAGGAAUUAGGAUCAGGGCUGGGGUAGUUGAUCCUGGAUCAGUAUGCCACUCAUUUAUUCACUCACAGUUCAUCAACCAGAGGCAAGAAUUACAACUUUAAACAGAUCUAUUGCAAACCUCACUGGCUCCCAUGACCCAACAUCAUAGUACUCAGUUAUGCCAGACCAUUCUUUACCAAACCUGUGUAGGCCAUCGUGGGUAUGUCAACCAAGCAACA
Messenger RNA from Megalops cyprinoides (Indo-Pacific tarpon), 9361 nucleotides. RefSeq names its product neuron navigator 3 (gene nav3). The record is from RefSeq and is a predicted model, not a curated record. Gene Ontology annotation, biological process: neurogenesis; nervous system development. The transcript is spliced from 38 exons. Gene Ontology annotation, molecular function: ATP binding; ATP hydrolysis activity; protein binding. Bases 66 to 6704 code for a protein of 2212 amino acids. Lineage: Eukaryota; Metazoa; Chordata; Actinopteri; Elopiformes; Megalopidae.